AUGAAGUAUAUACUGAUAUUUAUCUGCUUAUCGUUGCUCACAGUGUCACGAUCAAUAGCAGGCGCUGAUAGCCUGGAUAUAAAGAUCGGGCAGAUGAUCAUGGUGGGCAUCGGCAAGAAAACGAAACUGAAUCCCAUUGAUCCGGUAGCCCUGGCCAUUGCGCAGGGAAAGAUCGGUGGCAUUGUACUUUUUGAAAAUAAUCUGGCUCCCGGCAAUGGCUCUGUGCCAUUGAAGCAGCUUAUCCGCGAUUGCCAGGCAAAGGCUGCGAUUCCCUUAUUUAUUUCCAUUGAUGAAGAAGGCGGGCGGGUGCACCGGCUGAAGAAA
Molecule: messenger RNA, 324 nt
Organism: Ostertagia ostertagi
Lineage: Eukaryota; Metazoa; Nematoda; Chromadorea; Rhabditida; Trichostrongylidae
Source: the annotation of a GenBank genome assembly